CGCGCUCAAGACAGAACUCACAGCGUCUGCGCGGAAGGCCAUUCGGCGCAACAGACGCGGUGUAACCGAUCCUCUCCGGACGGAUAGUCUACAGCAGCACGGUAACCUCAUACUGCUAUCUCGCAGAAGCGGAUCGUCGGAAGACAGCAUGAGUUCUGCGGGGCUGGAGAAGUUGCGGAUGACGGGCUCAGGCAGAGCGAUCGCCGCGCUAACGAGCGGAGGAGACGCGCAAGGUAUGAAUGCAGCGAUCCGCGCUGUGACCCGAAUGGGCAUCUAUGUGGGCGCCAAGGUGUAUCUGGUUUAUGAGGGUUAUCAGGGGCUGGUAGACGGAGGAGACAACAUUAAACUAGCCAACUGGCAAAGCGUCACCAAUAUAAUUCAGCUGGGAGGAACGGUGAUCGGCAGCGCGCGCUGUAAGGCCUUCACCACACGAGAGGGCCGUUUAGCUGCUGCCUUUAACCUGGUCAAGCGUGGCAUCUCCAACCUGUGUGUGUGUGGAGGAGACGGCAGCCUCACCGGGGCCAACAUCUUCCGCUCCGAGUGGAGCGGACUCCUCGAUGAGCUGCUGAAGAAAGGUCGAAUCACAGCGGAAACGGCCAAGCAGCACGGACACCUGAACAUCGUGGGACUGGUGGGCUCCAUCGAUAAUGAUUUCUGUGGGACAGACAUGACCAUCGGCGCUGAUUCGGCCCUCAACCGCAUCACUGAGAUCAUCGACGCCAUCACCACCACAGCCACCAGUCAUCAGCGCACAUUCGUGCUGGAGGUCAUGGGUCGCCACUGCGGGUAUCUAGCGCUGGUUUCAGCUCUGGCGUCUGGAGCCGAUUGGCUCUUUAUCCCAGAAGCCCCUCCUGAGGACGGCUGGGAAGAGCUCAUGUGCGCUCGGCUGGGAGAGAGCCGCAGUAAAGGAUCCAGACUGAACAUCAUUAUCAUCGCUGAAGGAGCCAUCAACAGAAGCGGUCAAGCCAUCACCUCCAACUACGUCAAAGAUCUGGUGGUGUCGCGGCUGGGGUAUGACACGCGGGUCACUGUUCUGGGUCACGUUCAGCGGGGCGGGACGCCGUCAGCCUUUGACAGAGUGCUGAGCAGUAAGAUGGGCGUCGAGGCCGUGGUGGCCCUGCUGGAGGCGGGGCCAGACACUCCCGCCUGUGUGAUCGGCCUAUCAGGAAACCAGGCUGUGCGUCUCCCGCUAAUAGAGGCAGUGGAGAUGACUAAAGAGGUUCAGAGGGCCAUGAAUGAAAAGCGUUUUGAAGAGGCCAUCCAGUUGCGGGGCAGGAGUUUUGAGAACAACUGGAACAUUUAUAAGUUGCUGGCCUAUCAGAAGCCAGCUGCGGUCCCGAGCCAGCACUCCAUUGCCAUCCUGAACGUGGGAGCUCCGGCCGCGGGCAUGAACGCUGCGAUGCGGUCGGCUGUGAGGGUCGGUCUGGCCACAGGACACCGGGUUUACAUCGUUAGCGAUGGCUUCGAGGGUCUGGCCAAUGGAGCGGUGAAUGAAGUGUCGUGGAAUCAGGUGGCCGGCUGGACAGGUCAGGGUGGCUCUCUGCUGGGAACUAAACGAACCCUCCCAAGCACCUGCAUGGAGAAACUAGUGGAAAAUCUCAACAAGUUCAGCAUCCAGUCACUGCUCGUCGUUGGUGGUUUUGAGGCGUAUGAGGGCAUCCUGGAGUUGGUUGAAGCAAGAGGACGCUAUGAUGAAUUAUGUAUUCCCAUGUGCAUCAUCCCUGCCACCAUCAGCAACAAUGUGCCAGGGACGGACUUCAGUCUGGGCAGCGAUACUGCGGUUAACGCAGCGAUGGCCAGCUGUGAUAAGAUCAAGCAGUCGGCCACAGGGACCAAGAGGAGGGUCUUUGUGGUGGAGACUAUGGGGGGAUACUGCGGUUAUCUGGCAACCACCACAGGCAUCGCUGUCGGUGCGGACGCCGCUUAUAUUUUUGAAGAUCCAUUCAACAUCCAUGACCUCAAGACCAAUGUGGAGCAUUUGACCGAGAAAAUGAAGAAGGACAUUCAGAGAGGUCUGGUGCUGAGGAAUGAGAAAUGUCAUGUGCACUACACCACUGAUUUCAUCCAUAAGCUCUACUCCGCCGAGGGGAAAGGCGUCUUCGACUGCAGGGUCAAUGUCCUGGGACACCUGCAGCAGGGUGGAGUACCAACACCCUUUGACAGAAACUAUGGCACUAAACUGGGCGUUCGAGCCGUGCAGUGGCUGACAGAGAAGAUGACCGACAGUUUUAGACAAGGUCGUGUGUUUGUGAACACCCCGGACACAGCCUGUGUGGUCGGCCUGUACAAGAAGGUUCUGACCUUCAGUCCCGUCACUGAGCUGAAGCACCAGACGGACUUUGAACACCGGAUGCCCAAGACGCAGUGGUGGCUGAACUUCAGACUCAUGCUGAAGAUGUUGGCCAAGUAUCAGACGCCCUUCAACGAGUACGUGACGGGAGAGAUCGAAUACGUGACCCGCCGCUCUCUCAGCAUAGACACUGGCUUCUAAAACACACCAAACUGCCACUCCUCCAUUAAAACCGGUAAACGCCUGAUCCUUUAGUGAGUAAAGGAGGCUAAAACUCCAGAUUUGUGCCUAAACCUGAUGCAUUCGAGUCCUGCAUUUGCACCAUGUUUACGCUGAACUCAUGCAGUGUCAAAACUAGAUCACU
Messenger RNA from Sinocyclocheilus anshuiensis, 2654 nucleotides. It is a transcript of the gene pfkla, whose product is annotated as phosphofructokinase, liver a. Gene Ontology annotation, biological process: fructose 6-phosphate metabolic process; fructose 1,6-bisphosphate metabolic process; canonical glycolysis. The transcript is spliced from 22 exons. The coding region runs from base 149 to 2491 and encodes 780 amino acids. NCBI's taxonomy places the organism in Eukaryota, Metazoa, Chordata, Actinopteri, Cypriniformes, Cyprinidae. Gene Ontology annotation, molecular function: AMP binding; fructose-6-phosphate binding; ATP binding. The record is from RefSeq and is a predicted model, not a curated record. Gene Ontology annotation, cellular component: 6-phosphofructokinase complex; cytoplasm; membrane.